AAUAAGGUACAGUACAUUUUGUGGGAUAAAAAAUUCUUCCAUUUUAUUUCUAAAUUGAAAAAGGGCUGUAGUGCGAAGAGCUGCGAUCGAAAAAAUAUAACCAUUUUUUUCAGCAAAGAAUGGCCAAUAGAAUCUUAAAUACGCUCAUUACCUGGUAAUUUAAUUAAGCGGUGCUGGUUUCGGUACUCCAAAUAAAUGCCUUUGAAAACAGUCAUUUGUUGCUGCUAUCUGGUAUGAUCAUUAUCACCGUCACCAUCAUCGAUGAUGACGAUCAUGUCUUAUAAAUUAAGUUAUACCUAUGCCGUAGUGGUAAAGGCCCUGUCACAUUGUCAAAUAUUUUUCUCCAACUACAUUUGAUAUUAGUGUUGAAGGAGUAGUAUUGGUUGAAGAAUAGCUUCUAAAUUUCCACUUUAAAUAUAAUUGGACGGAUAAUCUCAAAUAUGUUUUAGAUCAUGUCACACUACCAAAGUUUACUUUUGGUUUGAGCUAUAACAAUUAUUUAAAUUUUAAUCUCAUUUUUAAAUUAAAUAAUGUUUCACAGUGUAAGAUGAAAUUUUUGAACUGUGGUAAUAUUUGUAUAUUUUUUAACAAUAAUAAUUUUAACUUUUAAUAACAUUAUUUACAUAAUAAAAUAAAUAUAUAGUAAUUUAUUUACGUUAUAGAAGCAAAACAUUAUUUUUACAUAUAAAAUUAUUUCACUUGCAUCAUAAACAUUGUUAUUAUUAUUUUUUUUGUUUCACUUUUAUAACCUCUUUAAUCGCUCCUGUGUUCUUGCCAUUUUAAAGAAUUGUUGUGACGGUAAAAUAUGUCCUUUAUUUUUGCUAGGCACAAUUUUUAUUGGAAGAUUGCUUCCAGCAUGUAACAUAUUUUAGAACCCGUCCUAUAUGUAAGAUAGUUCAUAGACACUCAAGUCAAGUAAGUGAUCUGAGCCAAGUCAUCACACAAAAAAGUUGUCAAAUAAAAAAGUCUGAGUUAGUGACGUUUUUAGUGGCGUUAUAACCCAAUUUUAUUUGACGCAGCAUAUUGGAAAGCUUUGGAAGCGGAAGCUUGACAGAGUAACAGGACCUUACGAUACUGGAAUUGCAUUCCAGAGGAUCCCGGCUUGAGUACCGGUUCUUGCCAUCCUGAUUCCUGUCUUCCAGUCAAAUCUGGGAUAACACCUUACCAUAGGUUAUGACCAGUUUCUCCUCCAGUGACAUUGGUCUGUGUACCUGUGAGCUGACUGUAUCAUAUCCUCCAGUGACCCUGGUCUGUGUGCCUGUGAGCUGACUGUAUCUUAUCCUCCAGUGACCCUGGUCUGUGUACUUGUGAGCUGACUGUAUCAUUCCUCCAGUGACCCUGGUCUGUGUGCCUGUGAGCUGACUGUAUCUUAUCCUCCAGUGACUCUGGUCUGUGUGCCUGUGAGCUGACUGUAUCUUAUCCUCCAGUGACCCUGGUCUGUGUGCCUGUGAGCUGACUGUAUCUUAUCCUCCAGUGACCCUGGUCUGUGUGCCAGUGAGCUGAAUGUAUCUUAUCCUCCAAUGACCCUGGUCUGUGGUCCUGUGUGCUGACGUGUAUCUUAAGGGCCCCGCACGGAAUCCUCAGAGAAAUAACUGUACAGGCUUGGCUCAGAACAUGUUCAGAGGUGACAGUGGGAUGUGUUGGCAUCGGAAGAUGUGUUGGCUGUUGUUUUUUUGUAAAGUAGAGCUAGACUUGACAUAAAUGAUGUUAGAAAUCGUGGAUAGGUUAUGGGAUGUGAUUGGAGCACUGUCUGAAUGAAUGGGCGCGGUACACGGGAGUACCACGAUAAAACCCUCAAGCUGAGGGCAAUGUCUGCACGUUUUCUCUUGAGAGAACUAAGUUACUUACUUUAAAAAACUGAAGCACCGUAGUUUCAAUUAGAGAAACUUCAUUUCUUCCAGCUCCCGACUUUAUUUUCCCUCCAAAUUUUUUUGUCUCCUACCUCUACAGACUACCUAUGUUGUAUAUAUAUAUUUUAGUUUCGGCCCAGUUGCUAUUUAAUGUUUCGACUAAAGGUGCGUAGGCAUUUUAUUUUUUCUCCCUUUGAUCAUGGUUCUUGUUCCUUUUUACCAGUGAAAGGCAUGGUUAUGAUUUGUACGUUUUUAUAAACUGUUCCAUUACGUCGCGAGACACGGUUCGCCAGCAUCAACUGACCUGGACUGUGUCGCAAGGCCACACACGCUCAGGUUGGCCUGCGCUGUCCAGCGAGUGUCUUCCCACAGUCUCCGGCGGCCUGCACAGUGCCUGAGAACUGCGCAGUUGCGUGGCUCACACGCCCCGAGUAUCCAUAACGCCAGGCCUGUGCAGUUUUCCCUCUGAGGAUUUCCUGAACGCUGUGGAUUCGCGGGCAGGAUUUUCGCGAGGAAGAAGAUGAGCAUGGAAAGGGCCAAGAAUAGCAUCGACACGUAUUACACGAUGAAAGCUCUAGCUCCGGAGUAUUUGCUGAACAGAGACCCAGCCAAUCAGCAGUUCAGAGCUUCCAUGGAGCACUACAACGUAGCGCCCAUGCCGCAGCUGACGGACCGCCUGACCAGGGUGUACGCGCUGAGGGCCGUGGACCGCGAGUUCUCGCCGCACAUGCUGACGGACUGGUCCAAGUACACGAUGAUGCUGGUGGACAUCCAGCAGUGGGACGACCUCAGCCUCGCCGAGGAGGUGGUCAUCGACCUCUCCAACAUAACGCUGCAGCACGUCGUCGCCUUCACGCCGCCGGUGCUCAAGAAGCUGGUCGCCUGCUACCUGAAACGGUACUCCUUCAAACCUCACAGCAUUCAUUUUGUGAAUGCACCCUCAAUAGCGGAUGCCACCCUGUCCUUGUUAAAGACAAUGGUGAAAACGAAAAUAGCGAACAGGAUAUUCAUUCACUCCAAAGAAGGUUAUAGCACACUCCAUCAUCACAUAUCGCCAAAAUACUUGCCCAAGGAUUUUGAUGGAGAAGGACCAGAGUUGAAGGAUAUGCAUGAUGCUUAUUUGGCGAAGAUAGACUCCUAUAGAGAGUGGUUUCUGGAGAAUGAUAGCUACGUCGUGCGGGAGGAACUGAGACAAGGCACGCCCAUCUCCUAUAGUGACGUCUUCGGCAUGGAAGGUUCUUUCCGUCGAAUGACCGUUGAUUGAGCUUCAGUCACCUUACAUAGACAGAAUAUAUUAUAAACGUUGUUAUUUAUAUAGUUUUUUUAUGGCGUUUUACCAAACGGUUUUGAUUUAAACGAAGCAUAACUCUCUAUAUAUAUAUAUAUAUAUAUAUAUGAUUGUGUGUGUGUGUACUGCUAAAGUACAGGAUUGUUGUUGUAUGUAAGCAUAUAUAUAUAUAUAUAUAUAUUCAUUUAUGGCUUUGUUAUUAUUGGUAAAUUAAAGACAGUGUUAUCAGAUGCAUACCCUGCAACUUAAUUGAAUCUCCUUACAGUUAUUUUUUAAUGACCGAGAUACCUACUGUUGUCUUCUUUGAAAGCUGCUUGUGAGGUUUGUAUGUUUUUGAUCAGAUGUUUUUCAGAGAAAAACAUGAACUGAACAGUUCCAUCAUAAAAACAUGCUGCAUGUUCAUUAGAGCCUGCCUUAUGUUGACGUUAUUUAACACGUUAAAGGACCCCACCAUGCUGAUGUUAAGUGUUAUUGGGAAACAAGUUUUACAUUAUUUGUGGCAGGAUGUAGAAAAGUUCAUCGCUAAUUAUUUUGAGGUACAGCAAAAAUACUCGUAGAAAUAAAUGAUAUUUAUUUUUGAUAUUUCAAUACGAUUUACAUAUUUGGAAAAUACAUAUGUAAUGCAUUACUACCUUUAAUGCAACUUGAAAAAUUCACUUUUAAAUCUUAAACCCAGUAGUUUGACUAUGCAAUUGAAGUUAACACAGUUCUUUGAUAGUAUCAGCAGUUUAAUAGUCUAGUCAUAAAGAUUGAAAGAAAUAAAUGUACUCAUUAUAACCACGACAAAUAUGUAGAUCACAUAUAUGGUCUGAGUAUUUUUAUUAACAGUGAUCUUAAGAAGACGUUUACCAUACUAUAUUGAAACAAUGAAGAAUUUUGUCUAAUUUAACUUGUAGGUGAUGUGGUUGCAUAUGGAUCCAUUUACCCCUCACAUUUCAAUAACAUAUACGAAAAUUUUAUGUAAAACUCUCUCAGAUAAUUAUUAAGCAGUAGCUUCUAUUGGUGAUUCAAUGCAAUUUAAGUUCUCAACUAAUUACAAUAAAGGACUGACAAAGCAUUAAUACUCAUAAGAGGAUAGAUAAGUCAGAACCUUUUACCUCCUGUAGCGUAAACCUCAAAAAUUUACAUAAUACUAGUUAAAUAAGUAAAACGCAUCUUGUUUUAGAUCCAUAAAUAUUACUUCAUUUAAAAAAAAAUGGGGUAAGGAUUGAUCAUGACCCAAUGAUAGAGACUAUCCUACAAUUUGCCUGCAACGAUUUUGGAAAAUCACGGGAACACCGAAGUUAGGAUGGAUUGCAUGUUUUUUUUAUGUCAGGGUCACUCUAAUGACAGUCCACUUUUCCGUUCGGCAAGUUGAGGAAGUUGAAGAAGCUGAGGAAGUUAGGAAUUAGAGGAAUUUGAGGAAGUUGAAGAAGUCGGUAAGGUUCGCGGAGUGGGAAAGGAAUUGGCGUGCUGUCGCAGCACACUUCUAGGCUUAUUGCUUCCACCAACCUCCACGCGUUCACUGUCAAAAAUGUUCACAUUAAAUUUACCAGCAAUGCUAGUUACAAAUUAUCCAGGGAUCUCCGUGAAUUCACGUUGUUUUCGUGAACUUCCAAAGUGAUGUUUUCUCUUAAAUUGAACAUGAAUCCACAAGCUUAAUCUUGGUAUGCCAACAAACACAUUAAAAAACUGGCUUAGUCAACUUCAAGAAAGCCCUUCUUCCUUACUCUUACCUGUUUACCUUGUUUGUAGCGUAGCAAGGAACUGUUAAAAUGGAAAACGACAUUUUUUUUUUACGAAGAUUCGGAUAUCUUAAAUUACGAUCAUAUCUUCUUUUCAAUUCUUUGUUGAAAAGUCCGUAUAUUUAAUGUAUUUCCCAAAAGUGUGUUUACUAAAAUAUUUGCGGGGAUAAAAGGUAAAGUUUUUGUCUAGCCCCCAGAAAAGAAACGCACCAGCCAGAUAUCAACUGAGCUGACGUAGGUAAGUCAGCAAGUACCUCGAAUAGUUGGGGAAUCAGCUUUAGCUGAAUCUGUUAUUCAGGUUUUUUCGUCACAAUACCAUCAUAUAGGGUUUUCUGUUAUUAAAAUAAAAAUGAGAUUUAUUUAAUUAUAUAAAACAAAUUAUUAAUAUCACAUAUACAUAAAAGAAAAUAAAAAAUAUUUCCUUAUAUGUUAUUAAAUAAAUUCUUAAUUUUAAUUUAUGCAAGUGCCAAAUUACUGCUUAAGGACCUUUUAAAGUAUGUGUCCUCAACUGUGCCGUUCUCACUUUGUUGGAAGUUAUGAAAUAUUACUGCACUUUAAAAGAAUGCAGUCAUAUAAAUAAUGUCUAAGAACAAUCAUUUUUGAAGAAAAAAAAUACGACCACAAAAUUUUGUUUUCGUUCGCGACUCUACUUCUUAAAUAGAGUCGUUUGUCUUGAGAAACAAGUGCUGCGUUUUUUAUAGCAGAGCGUUAAAUUUUUUUCUUUCUAGAUGAGUAAAACUAAGCGCAGUUUUUGUUUAUUCUAGACAACAGUCUAAGUGGCUAUAAAAUGUGCCAUUAUUAUACCAAGCACUGUAACAAAUAAAAUCCGACAUAUAAGUUGAUUAAAAAGUUGCACGCACACUAAAACAACAAUAAAAAGAAAUUAUCUCUCAUUCAUCCCAGAGAGAGAUGGUAGGCAUUUUGUUCUGAGACGUAAUUAAUUUUUUUUUGUGAUACAUGAACUAAAUAACUUAUUUUCCUCGAAAAUUAUCGUUAAUGUGAUAGCCACGAACAUUAUAAUUUAAAAUCUGACUUCUAUACAUUGACUUUAAAGUGUUAAGCCGGAUCGUCAUAGAAGAUCGCACAUUUUGUACAUUUCUACUCGACACAUUAGUGUCUUGUAUGUAGUUCCUCCUCCCCGCCAUUUCUUUUUGCAAAGCCGCCACUUAACUGCCUUUCCUUUUACCCUCCCCACCCCCUUUUCUCAAGAGGUUCGCGCAUGCGAGCUGGGUAUUUCCAAAAGCAUAAAACAAGCUUGACUCGCUGGCCUCGGCCUCGUUGUACUGGUCUAAUUAGCGGCGGCGCGGCGGCCGGUGUAGGGUGAGUCAUAGCGAAGAUGGUUUGCUAAUUUUUUGGCUCAAGGUGGCAUGCGGUGGCCAUACCUUGUCACGUAAAUUUUGUAAUUUUAUUUUAUUUAUUUUCUUUGAAAUUGAUGUAACGGCUGGGGAAAAAUUUCGUUCGGUUAAAUGUUUCACCGCUUGUUUAACAUGGGUUAAAAUUCUUUUUGCCAUAAAAAAAAAACCUUCAGCGCAAACGCUUUGGUAGCGUCAUUGCAAUAUGAGGAAAUUUUUCCUAGGGUAGUUCAAAACUCGGUUAAUGUCUCUUCCUCCCUUCCCAUCCUCACAAUGGACCACACAAACUUUCAUGAUAUGGUUAUGAUAAAUCCUUUCUGUAACGAUAAAGUAUUAUGAGCUACGGGCAGUCUUCGCUGUUGUAUA
This is a messenger RNA of Bacillus rossius redtenbacheri, 6580 nucleotides long. Its product is annotated as retinol-binding protein pinta-like. The record is from RefSeq and is a predicted model, not a curated record. The transcript is spliced from 6 exons. Bases 2371 to 3114 code for a protein of 247 amino acids. Gene Ontology annotation, cellular component: membrane. Lineage: Eukaryota; Metazoa; Arthropoda; Insecta; Phasmatodea; Bacillidae. Gene Ontology annotation, molecular function: phosphatidylinositol bisphosphate binding.